AUGAUGCUCAGAGUCGUGUUAGCGGCGCUGCUGACCGCGGCAGCGUACACGGGGACUCUGCCUAAAGAUUGCAGCGACGUCUACAAAUCCGGGUCGGGUCUGAACGGCGUGUACACCAUUUACCCUGCAGGCCCCACCUCUUCUGUGCGGGUCUACUGUGACAUGAACGACGUCAUCGACGCUUCUGCUGAAAAAUGGACGGUGAUUCAGAGAAGACUAGACGGCACAGUGAACUUCUUCAUGAAGUGGGAUCACUACAAGAAUGGAUUCGGCAGCGCUGCUGGAGAGUACUGGCUCGGUCUGGAGACGAUGCACCUGCUGACCCAGGUCAAGAACUACGAGCUGAGGGUUGACAUGGAGGACUUUGACGGUCAGAAGGUUUUCGCCCAUUACGCAGCCUUUUCCGUCGGGCCCGAGUCAGAAGGAUACAAGCUCAACCUGGGGACGUUCGUCAAGGGGGCAGCAGGAGACUCGCUAAGUCUUCACAAUGGACAGAAAUUCACCACCACGGACAAAGAUCAGGACACGCAUCCCUCCAACUGUGCCAGGCUGGCAUACGGGGCAUUCUGGUAUGCGGCGUGCUUUGGUGCCAACCCCAACGGCAUCUACACAUGGGGUCCUUCCCCCCAAGCAGCUGGUGUGCAGUGGAACACCUUCAGAGGGCUUGAACAGUCUCUAAAAACCAUAACAAUGAAGAUCAGACCAGUUGCUACAUAG
Molecule: messenger RNA, 717 nt
Organism: Nematolebias whitei (Rio pearlfish)
Lineage: Eukaryota; Metazoa; Chordata; Actinopteri; Cyprinodontiformes; Rivulidae
Product: microfibril-associated glycoprotein 4-like
Exons: 5
Coding region: 1-717 (238 amino acids)
Biological process (GO): elastic fiber assembly
Source: RefSeq, a predicted model, not a curated record